AGACGCACAGUAAAACAAUGAAGAGACAAGCAUUUUGUGCACUGCUGCUGCUUGGAGUCCUGGGCAUUGCCUUGGCUGGCAAGCGCCCAAUAUCCGAUUGCGGGGAGCGUAUUGAGGAUGACGGCUAUCCUAUGGAGCGCCAUAAGGUGACCACAGAUGAUAGCUAUAUACUGACCAUGCAUCGUAUACCCUACUCCCCCAAGACGGGCGACACGGGCAAGCGUCCUGUGGCCUUUCUGAUGCAUGGCAUGUUGAGCUCCAGCUCGGAUUGGGUGUUGAUGGGUCCCGGCAAGGCUUUGGCCUACGUGCUGUCCGAUGCCGGCUAUGAUGUGUGGAUGGGCAAUGCUCGCGGUAAUACCUACUCCAAGGCUCACAAGUACUGGCCUACAUUCUGGCAGAUAUUCUGGAACUUCAGCUGGAAUGAGAUUGGCACAUAUGAUGUCCCCGCCAUGAUUGAUUAUGUGCUGGAGCAGACUGGUGAGGAGCAAGUGCAGUAUAUAGGCCACUCUCAGGGCACCACUGUCUAUCUGGUUAUGAUGUCUGAGCGUCCAGAAUACAAUGACAAGAUUAAGUCGGCGCAUUUGCUUGGUCCAGCUGCCUACAUGGACCACAUGAAGAGUCCUUUAACGCGUGCAUUUGCUCCCAUAAUGGGUCAGCCCAAUGCUAUGGUAGAGCUGUGUGGCUCUAUGGAGUUUAUGCCUAGCAACAAGUUCAAACAAGAUCUGGGCAUUGCGCAGUGCCAGGCUACCUCUCCCUAUGCGGACAUGUGCGCCAAUGAAAUCUUCUUGAUUGGUGGCUACGAUUCUGAGCAACUGGAUUACGAUCUGCUAGAACACAUUAAGGCUACUUCACCAGCUGGCGCUUCCGUUAAUCAAAACAUUCAUUUCUGUCAGGAGUUCAACUCUGGCAAGUUCCGUAAGUUUGAUUACUCUGUGGUGCGCAAUCCCGUUGAGUACGGCAGCUACUACCCACCCGAAUAUAAACUAAAGAACCUAAAGGCACCUGUGCUGCUCUAUUAUGGCGCCAAUGACUGGAUGUGCGAUCUGAAGGAUGUGCGCAAGCUGCGCGAUAAUCUGCCCAACAUGGCUUUGGACUAUCUGGUGCCAUUCGAAAAGUGGGCGCACUUGGAUUUCAUCUGGGGCACUGAAGCUAAGAAAUAUGUGUACGAUGAAGUUUUGAAGCAAAUGUUGACCUACGAAUAGAUCAAUUGUUUAUUGUACAAUAAAUUCGAGUAGAAGCUUUACUCCACUUGCACCUCCGC
Messenger RNA from Drosophila busckii, 1261 nucleotides. Its product is annotated as lipase 3. NCBI's taxonomy places the organism in Eukaryota, Metazoa, Arthropoda, Insecta, Diptera, Drosophilidae. Bases 18 to 1202 code for a protein of 394 amino acids. The record is from RefSeq and is a predicted model, not a curated record. The transcript has 3 exons. Gene Ontology annotation, molecular function: hydrolase activity, acting on ester bonds. Gene Ontology annotation, biological process: lipid metabolic process.